This is a messenger RNA of Aegilops tauschii subsp. strangulata, 989 nucleotides long. RefSeq lists its product as uncharacterized. The record is from RefSeq and is a predicted model, not a curated record. Lineage: Eukaryota; Viridiplantae; Streptophyta; Magnoliopsida; Poales; Poaceae.
CCCAAGACCAUUCCUCCCCUCUCCUCUUCAUCCCCCUCACGUCUCCAUCACCUUGGCCACUUCUCCCGCAUUUACACACCACCGCACGCAGCUAGCUAGCCACACUCCCACUCCCAUCUCUCUCACACGCACUACCGCACUGCACUCCCGUCCCUCUCAGGUCUCAGCCAUGGCGUCCUACAGGCUGCUCGUGAUCCUCGUCUUCUCCGCGCUCCUCCUCGACGUCGCGGUCGCCGACACCUACCCGGCCGACUGCCCCUACCCGUGCCUGCUGCCGCCGCCCACGCCCCCGGCCUCCAGCGCCGACUGCCCGCCGCCACCCUCCUCGCCGUCCGGCUCCGGCUCCGGCUACGCGUACCCACCUCCGUCCUCCUCCGGGAACGCGCCGCCGACGCCGUCGUCCUGGAGCUACCCGCCGCCGUCCGGGGGUUACAUUCCCGGCUUCUACCAGCCUCCCGCAAGCGGGGGAGGUGGUGGUGGCGGAGGAGGUGGCGGCAACUUCGGGCCGGCGCCGCCUCCCCCCAACCCCAUCCUGCCGUGGUACCCCUGGUACUACCGGUCCCCGCCGUCGUCGUCCGCGACCAGGGGGAGCGUCUCGGCGGUCGUCCUCUGCUUGGUGGCCGCCGUAACUGCCGCUGCUACCCUGGUCGGUUACUAGUCCGAUCAUCGACCAGUUACUGGCUAAGCUAGCACUCCCACAUUUUUCUUUUCCGUUCGUAGUCGAUUCUUGAUAUAUACUACUCCAUGUACAAUGGGGCACCAUUACUAUUUAGCUAUCGUACUCAUCAAUUCCUCUGUAUUGAUUCAUUGCUCAGUUGGCUUUUGGGUAGUGAGUGGAGCGACUAUAUAUUGCUGGCUAGUUUCUUGGGAGCAUAAUAUAUGUGGCUAGUGAUCGCAAGAAUCUUGUGCUUUUUCUCGGUGCCUCUUCCUUUUUCUUGUUAUAAUUAAUGUACUCGUGUAGUGGCAUAUAUACUCGAUCGUUGCUAUUA